AUGACCGUUAUGAUAUCGAUGGCUAUCGUUUCGUUUCGGUUAACUGGAAGAUUUAUUUUUCCCCCAACCAUACCUCAACCCACACCAGCGAGGUACUUCACCUCAUGGGAUUUGGGCGAAGUUCAAAUUUCUGUAAUGGCCCGACCUGAGGGCUUUCAGCGCUAUACAAUGAAGUAUGAAGAUGAGCGUUAUUCAUAUUCAGAAUCCGAUUCCGAUAGUAGUUCGGACAAUUCACCAUCUCUUCCACGUUUUCAACUCCCGAAAGCAAGAACGGACGAUAAAUGGCUCAGGGAUAAGAGGCUGCUCCGAAAGUCGCAAUACGGUAUGCCACCGCGCGGGCAUCUGAAACCAACCGAUAGCAGUUCGUUAUCGACGAUACCGUCGAACUUCUCAUCUUUGCUGGAGUCAACAAAUGAAGAAGAUGAUCUGUCUGACCUGUAUACUCCUGUACAGAAAUCAACCAGACAUCGUGUCCCACCAGUUUUCACCAUACCUCAAGAAUUAUCACCUGUUAUCGGCGAUUCGAUCGACGAGCCACCAACUGUGCCGUCUUUACGGCUACAAAGAGACUGGCGACCACAGCAAACAUCAACGACCACAUCGUUCCAGAACCACUCGAAUUCAAAUUUCCAGCCAUUUGUAUCUUCCCUACCAAAAACGAAUCCUCAUCAUGUCCCAAAAUUCGUCAGUUCUACUCCUCGCACAUCCGUCGCCGGUCGUAUUCCCAUGUACAGUUAUAAUCAGAUUAUUGAGGGAACCUCUCGACCCAGCAGUUACUACGGCGAAGAUUCGUGUGAAUUUCCGAUAUCAUCACGCUCUCAGGUCGAGAAUGUGAAGCCAAUGUUCUAUCGUCCAGAAAAUUUUGGUUUACCCACUGGAGUAGCGAAAAAUGUCGGCAGUGAAGGAAUUUUGUUCUUGAGCAUGACACUAUGUGGCAACCAACUGAAUGUCACCAUCAAUGAGGGUGUCUAUUUCCAAGAUCCAUAUCAACCACAGAUUUCUUCGUACGUUCGAGUGGAAAUGAGACGGCGAUGUGGAAACAGUCGUAAAAGGCAUUAUCGUGAGAAAAUUCAAUCCUACAAAACUCGCAAUUGGAUGGCCACAAAUCGACCAGCUUUCAACGAGAAGUUCACAUUUUAUAUCGAUGAUGACAACUACUUUCGUGAUCUGUUGACAAUAAGCGUCUACAAGUUGAAAGCGGACAAUCAUCAACAGCGGAUGCGAAUGCUCGGAUGUAUGACGUUUCCGGUGAAACGGCUCAUGAAAAAGGCCAGAGAAGCGAACGAUGGCUAUUAUAUUGAUGAGAACAUGACGAUGGAUGAAGUUGUCGUUAAUGAGGGCGGAUUUUUUCUGUUGAGUCCAAAGCGAGGCGAAAGAAAGAGUUUUCCUCAGAACAAGAUCAGCAUCAAAACUUACUACAAUGACAAGACAUUCAGUGGUGAUGGUGCAUUGACGACAUCGAGUUCCUGCCUGUCAAAUCCAUCUGAGGUUAGGCUUACUCUUCAAUUACUAGUUAGCCAGUCGUUCAAUGACGGCGUCGUUUUAAGCUUGUGGACACUCAUUUUUGCGAGUUAA
Molecule: messenger RNA, 1575 nt
Organism: Haemonchus placei
Lineage: Eukaryota; Metazoa; Nematoda; Chromadorea; Rhabditida; Trichostrongylidae
Source: the annotation of a GenBank genome assembly